CUCCGCCCCCUGCCCCCAACAACGAGCGCCCCAUGCCCCAGCGCCCACCUGCCGGGCCGACCCUCCUGGGGGGUAUGGUACUACUGUGAAAUGUUGCUACUUUUCUUUUUCCCCCUACUUUCUGUCUUUCAGAAAUAUAGAAAUGUAUAGGUGUCCCCACUUCGGCCAUUAAAGUACCCAACUUUCAAAGUUUCUACUGUUUUCAGUAGGUCUUUGCUGACUGGCUAGAGCUCGCAUUUUUCUAGCAGAGCGUCCGGUUGUACCUUAUUUAGGAGUAGAACUUUACUGCUUCUAUUUCUGGAACUACUUGUCUUUUCCUUUCCUUUUUUUGUUUUUUGUGUUAGAAUUAAUUACUCAUUGGAGUACUAGUUUCCUGUUGAUCGCGAUUUUGUGGAGGAGAGAUGCAGGGUGGUGGCAAGAGGGAAGAGGCAGGGCCUUCUUCUGCAAGUGGGGUUGUAAAAGAUUACCCGAAAGGACAAUUAGAGAUCAAUGACAAGGCUGAAAAUCUUGCAGUGGUCAGCAGUGAUGAUGAGGAGGAGCAGCAUCAAAACCAUGAUGAGGGUGACGAUGCUGAUGGGGGCAAAAUUGCUAAUUUCGUUCCCGGCCCACUUAUUUCUCUCAAGGACCAGAUUGAAAAAGAUCAGGAGGAUGAGAGCCUCAGGAAGUGGAAAGAAAAGCUGCUUGGUUGUCUUGAAAGUGAUUUAAAUGGGCGAGUGGAGCCUGAAGUUAAGUUCCAUUCAAUUGGAAUUUUAUCCUCGGACUUUGGGGAGAUUAAUACUCCCUUGCCUGUUUGUGGAGACCAAAGCAAACCUGUACUAUUUACUCUCAAGGAGGGGUCUGAGUAUCGGCUAAAGCUAACGUUCUCCGUUCUUCACAACAUUGUAUCAGGUCUGGCUUACACAAAUACUGUUUGGAAAGGUGGAGUUGAAGUGGAUCGAAAGAACGGAAUGUUGGGCACGUUUGCUCCUCAGCGAGAACCAUAUAUCCAUACCUUAGAGGAGGAGACCACUCCAUCUGGUGUGCUUGCCAGAGGAAAUUAUACAGCAAAGCUUAGGUUUGAAGACGAUGAUAGAAGAUGUCAUAUGGAGCUUGAUUAUGUCUUGGAAAUAAGAAAGAGCAGGUAGCCUGCAGCCAAGUCGUCAUUGAACGCUCUUCAUCUGUCAUUUGGAGAUUCGUUUUUUCGUUUUCCCUUAUUUUUGUCAGCCAAAUCUUUCGAUAGCGAGCUUGCAUUUCCAUUUACCAGCAAUGUUUGGCUCUGUGUAGUUGGUUUUCUGGUAUUCACGAAUCAUCAAUGCUGAGAUUUCGAAAGUGUUCCAACUUUCUCA
Messenger RNA from Coffea arabica (coffee), 1325 nucleotides. Its product is annotated as rho GDP-dissociation inhibitor 1-like. Gene Ontology annotation, biological process: Rho protein signal transduction. Gene Ontology annotation, molecular function: protein binding; Rho GDP-dissociation inhibitor activity. Lineage: Eukaryota; Viridiplantae; Streptophyta; Magnoliopsida; Gentianales; Rubiaceae. The record is from RefSeq and is a predicted model, not a curated record. Gene Ontology annotation, cellular component: cytosol; membrane; cytoplasm.